Messenger RNA from Pollicipes pollicipes, 2763 nucleotides. RefSeq names its product cell surface hyaluronidase. NCBI's taxonomy places the organism in Eukaryota, Metazoa, Arthropoda, Thecostraca, Pollicipedomorpha, Pollicipedidae. Bases 1 to 2763 code for a protein of 920 amino acids. The transcript is spliced from 4 exons. The record is from RefSeq and is a predicted model, not a curated record.
AUGCUGAUGUGGACGGUGCUGUUGUUGGUGGCGCUGGCCACCGACCCGAGCGACGCCGAGUGUCCGCACGAAGCGAGCGACCUGCAGCCGUGGAGCGCCGCCUCCUCCUGGGACGCCGGCGCCGUAAGCAUGAUCUCGCCAGCAGGGGCCAGCCCGCCCGCUCAUGCCGACGAACUGCUGCUCAGCGCCAGCCUCAUCGAGCUGGAUGGUGGCGAGCUCUGGAUCGGCUCCGAGGAGUGCCCGUUCGAAAGCCGCGCCGAGGUACUGCUCACUGGUCAGCGCGACGAGGCAGAGGGCGCCGCCGACGUGCAAAAGGCCGUGCUCGUGCGACGAGGGGCCCUAGAGGUGCACGGUAAGCCCAAGCGCUCGUGGACUAAGCUGGCAGCUACCGUGCCCAAAUCAACGCGUGAGGACCUGGUGGGUAACCCCAUUUACAGCGUACAAGACGAGGAGGACAUCAGCAGCAAUGGUUUCCGCAUGUACGAGUUCGACAGCGAUGGUAACGCCGUACGGAACUGGGGACGCGUGACGGGACCGACUAAGUACAGCCGAGUGCUCGACCACACGGAUAACGUGGUGGUGGUGGCCGUCUCACAGAUGACCAGGUUCGGCAGCCACGACCCGGUCGCUACGGCGGAGGUGUUUGAGUCGCUCUGCUACGGUGGCGAGCGGCAGUCAGCCAUUCGCAGCAUGGUGGACCAGCAGCGGCUGGCGUUCGUCGCUAUCUGCCACGUCGGCUCACCCGAGAACAGCGUAGAGAUGGUCGGCACGGUCAACACCGGUCGCUCGCACACAGGACGCGUGGUGCAAACCAUCGGCGAUGUCGAAUUCGCCGCCAUGUCGACCGUGGUGCUCAGUGGCUCCGACAGCCCCCUGCCCGAAAUGGCGUCCUACGCGGCCGGCACCACACCCUCCAUGGAGGUGAUCCUCACCAUGACCGACGACAUCGGCUCUUGGGAAACCGGCGAUAGGAUUGUCAUCGCCUCCACCGACUUCAACCGAGACCAGGAGGAGGAGUUCGAUCUGCUGGACUGCCCUAACUGCGACGCCACGCAGGUGAAAGUCAUGGGUCCCAUCUGGUACACGCACUGGGGUGAAAUCACCGACGGCGUUGACAUGCGCGGCGAGGUCGGUGACCUCACACGCAACGUCCAAUUCCACGGCCAAAUGGAGGAUGCCUGCUAUGGAAACAACUUGUGCGACAGCUUUGACUACGAUACGUUUGGCGGACAUAUUAAAAUGCUCUCUGGCUUCAACAGCGCCAGGAUUGAAAACGCCGAGUUCUACCACAUGGGGCAGCAGCCUGUCAUCGGAUCAUAUCCCAUCCACUUCCACAUGUGCUUGGACACGUCACAGAAAGACGUGUAUAUCCGCGGCAAUGCCAUCCACAACACGUUCUCGCGCUGCCUCACCAUCCACGGCACGCACAACGUCACCGCCGAGAACAACGUGGCGUUCGACCACCUGGGUCACUGCUUCUUCCUUGAGGACGGCGGCGAGCAGGACAACAGACUGAUAGGCAACCUCGGCAUGGGCACCAAAGCGGGCACCUUGCUGCCAACCGACGCCGUCAACAAGGUCAGCACGUUCUGGGUGACCAACCCCGACAACGAGGUCAUCAACAACGUCGCGGCCGGCUCCGAAGCCGCACCGGCCAAGCCCAACGAGCAUAACGAGAUGCUAUCUGGGGCACGUAUCGUCGGUGACACAGCCAACAAGGGCGAGCCAGCGGGCGAAGUCCAGCUGCCAUCCGGAGAGGUCAUCCAGGUGGACCGUUCGCUACCCCGCACCGGGUCCGCGCAGCACGCGCAAAUUGGCGUCGCCUUCUACCGUGGACCCGUGCAUGUGGUGGACACGUCGUUUGCCGGCUUCCAGACUAACGCGCUGCGGCCGGCCGGCGCCAUCGGCAAGAAGCUCAGCAACCCGUACUUCUCUUCGCCUAUUGCCAGCGUGCGCAACGCCACGUUUGACUUCGCCGACCCGGCCGGUGGCAGCCGUUUCUACGACGGUGACGGCACCGUAACGGGCUACAAGGAGCGCGACGGUAACCGGCACAACGUCGUGCUCGACUGGGACGGCUCGCUUACCACUUACCCUCGCGCCAGCCUGGUGCGGCCCAUCCCACUGUUGAUGAACGCGCGCUGUGUGCUCCUGCCCAACUGGGGGCCGGGCGUCGGGCUCUGUCCGGACCGCUUCAACCGCGUGCAGCUCGGCAUCGCCGGUAACAUCCCCACAUUCAUGACGCGCAACGACCUGCAGAACGCCGAGACGGAGACGGCGCUGGCCGAGAAGCAGGUCAGCUACUCACUCAACUCGGCCGAGUCGUACAUCAUGCACUUUAACACAACCGUGCCGGCCCGCUUCGGGUUCAACAUGUACGGCGUCCAGCAAGGCCUGGCGCAGCUCGUUGGCGUCUGUGUGGGUGCCAACCAGGAGCUGGACAUAAAACCGCGAAAUCAAUACACCCUUGUCAACGACAUGGAAGAGGUACUGGCCGACGAGAACAACAGCAAGUGCUUCUACGACCCGGCCAUCGGAGUGGCGGUCUUCAGGUUCACCAGUCAGAGUCCGCGCACCGACGCGACCACGUCCCAUUGUCCGGGCGACCUGGACGAGGGCGGCAACGGCAUUUGCACUACGCGCGUCAUCAUCGAGCUGCCGGCGGCGCACGAGGACGGCGACUGUCGCUCCCGGGCCUACCCGGCCUACGCCACCGAGCCUGUGUCGGCCGAGGGCGCGCUCACCGUGCCCGUCUUCGACUAG